GGUCACCCGCCGGCCGACCCGCUGCCCACAGUCGCAGGGUAGCGCUGCUGGUCACCACCCCGCCCAGACGUGCCGCCGCCCUGCACCGCCAGUGACGCAGUCGUGCGAGAUGCUCUGUCAUUUGCUGCUGUCGCUUUGGGUGACGACAAGUCUGGUGUUGGCACGUCCACAAGACCUCUCAAUUCUUCCUCCUGAUGAAGUGGAGGUUGCCACGCCCAGCGUGCUGACUACUUCCAGCCUUCCUGGACCUGGGUCCGGGUCUGCUGUCACGGAGUCCGCCACCGAAGAGGCUGAAGGAGCCGGGGCAUCCGAGACUACAGAGUCCACUGAUGAACCAGAGCCGCCCGGAGGGACCGAGGCGUCCACGCAGUCACCCGAGGGGGACGAGACACUCACCAGGUCGCCUGACCUAACUGAGUCACCGGCGGGUACAGGGCCAUCUGAGGACGGCAAACAGUCCAGUGGAGCAGAGCGGUCCGAGGAGACCGCAGCCCCCGACGAAGCCGAAUCCUCAGAGGUGACGACAGCUCCCAAGACGGCUGGUUCCGCCGAGGAAGCUCAAACGCUAGAUGCAGAAAGCCGACCAGUGGAGCGGCAGGACGUGGGUCAGGACGAGGGCUCGGAUGGUUCUCAGGACGUGGGUCAGGACGAGGACCCGGAUGGUCCCCGAGACGUGGGUCAUGAUGCCGGACAAGGCGUGGGUCAAUUGGCAGACCGGGCGGAGGCUAUUGCCGAUGACCAUGGCACGGCCCAGGCCGCCGAAUCAGAAGCGUCACAGAGUCAGGACGGUUGGCGAGACGCGAGCCAGGCUGCCGCGGCGACCGCCCAGGAGACGAGCACUCUUGCUACAGCCUUUUCCAUCGGAACGCCACCACCGACCGCCUCGACCGACGAGGCACCGUUGGCAACGACGGCCUGGCCCAACAACGACCCGGAACCGACCAAAGCCGAGUCGGCCAUCGCACCUCCCGCAACGGAACCGGCGCUGGUGACCGCCGAGCCGGAGCCGGAGCCGGAGCCGGAGCCGGAGCCGGAGCCGGAGCCGGAGCCGGAGCCAGAGCCAGAGCCAGAGCCAGAGCCAGAGCCAGAGCCAGAGCCAGAGCCAGAGCCGGAACCAAAAUCGGCCGAGCCGACACAGAGUCCUGCGAGACCAGAGCCAGUGCCGGAGCCAACGUCGGCCAGACCGACAUGGAAUGAAGCCGACGGACAGCUGGACAGGUACCUGGAGGUUCUGGACAGGUCCCUGGAGACGGAGGCCGAGACAUCACAUGCUGAGGGCCGGAAGUCACAGCACGGUGACCAGCUGCGGAGCGCGGGCGCUUCUGCGGAGCUGGAGCCGCUCGCCAAGGAGGAGACGCCCGGAAGAAAAGGUGCAGUGGCAGAACCCGAGCGUGCGAGCACGGGGACGUCUCCGGUGGAGCUCAACCUGGACGAGGUGUACCAGAGGGGCGUCAAGGCUCAGCUCACGCAGAGCCUCGUGCUCGCCCGGUCCGUGGAGAACACCAUGCACGAGGUGUUCCUGCGGCCCCGUGAGGUGGAGUACCGGCUCGGGCAGCACAGGGUCACCACCUUCAUCGCCGAUCUGACGGUCAGCGGAAUGGACGUCCUGAAAGUUGUAGAAUCAAGCAUGGACAUGGAGGACAUGGUGAUGAACGUUACAAUAGAUUUUCCCGAGAUCAGGCUGUCGGGCAACUUCAACGCCUCCGGCUCCAUAUCCGGACUUCAGAAGGAGAAGCUGGUGUACCUCAGGACGUCGUUCCCCAGCUACGGCUUCGGCGACAUCGAAGCCGUGAUCGCCAAUACCACAGCGGUUGCCCGAGCUGAGCUGGGGCACUCCGUCAAUGACCGGAAGCUUGCCGUCGAGCUGCUGAUCUGUGACGUAGCCUUCGGUGACCCAGAGGUCAGGCUGUCCAGCGUCAAAAUACCGCGGGCAUUGGAGAAGCUCGACUUUGUUCGACUAUUCGGAGAGGCCGUGCGCAAGAUGAUACUGCACCAGAUGACCGCUGAAAUCGAGCCGUCCGUAGAGGCCUCUCUGCACGAGGCAAUCACGAAAGAGCUGGACCGAGUCACGCUGGACAGGGAAGCUAUCGAGGAUCACUGGCGCCAGGCGAACAGCGACAGAAUCUAGCCCGAGUCAGCUGACCGCUUCACACCACGACUUCUCGCAACGAGACGGCCAUACCCUCGGACUUUGGCAAUGAACAGACCGAGCUGGAUAUUGGGCCUUGGUUUACGUGGAUC
Pollicipes pollicipes is the source of this 2241-nucleotide messenger RNA. RefSeq names its product proline-rich protein 12. The transcript has 8 exons. The record is from RefSeq and is a predicted model, not a curated record. Bases 110 to 2128 code for a protein of 672 amino acids. Lineage: Eukaryota; Metazoa; Arthropoda; Thecostraca; Pollicipedomorpha; Pollicipedidae.